UCUCCGGGAUACAGGUGUACACAGUGGCGGCGUCGCAGUCGGCAGCCCGGUGGCGGAGGAAAGGUAACCGACCCGCCCUGGGGUACUGCGUGCGCUGCCCGCUCCCGCCUGAGGAAAAGACUGUCCAUGGCGCAAGGCCGGGAGCGCGACGAAGGUUAUCACUCCGCCGGCGGCGCGUCCCUGUCCGUGAGAUGGGUGCAAGGAUUCCCUAAGCAGAAUGUUCAUUUUGUCAACAACAACACCAUUUGCUACCCUUGUGGGAACUAUGUAAUAUUUAUUAAUAUUGAAACCAAGAACAAGACUGUACUCCAGUGUAGUAAUGGAAUUGUGGGCGUCGUGGCAACUAACAUCCCCUAUGAAGUUGUGGCUUUUUCUGACCGGAAGCUAAAACCCCUCAUCUACAUAUACAGCUUUCCAGGAUUGACCAGAAGGACCAAAUUGAAAGGCAACAUUCUCCUGGACUACACUUUGCUUUCAUUCAGUUACUGUGGCACCUACCUGGCUAGUUACUCCUCUCUCCCAGAAUUUGAACUGGCCCUUUGGAACUGGGAAUCGAAUAUCAUUUUGUGCAAGAAAUCACAGCCUGGAAUGGAUGUGAACCAAAUGUCUUUUAACCCCAUGAACUGGCGCCAGCUGUGCUUAUCAAGUCCAAGUGCAGUGAGCGUGUGGACCAUUGAAAGAAGUAACCAGGAGCAUCAUUUCAGAGCAAGGUCAGUAAAAUUACCUCUAGAAGAUGGGUCAUUUUUUAAUGAAACAGAUGUCGUUUUCCCCCAGUCGUUGCCGAAAGAUCUCAUCUAUGGACCCGUGCUGCCACUGUCAGCCAUCGCUGGGCUAGUAGGCGAAGAGGCAGAGACUUUCCGGCCUAAAGAUGAUCUAUAUCCUUUGCUUCACCCGACUAUGCAUUGCUGGACUCCAACAAGUGACUUGUACAUUGGCUGUGAAGAGGGUCAUCUUUUAAUGAUUAAUGGAGACACCUUGAAAGUGACUGUGCUUAAUAAGAUAGAAGAGGAAUCACCACUGGGCAGAAGAAAUUUUAUCAGUCCAGUAACCUUGGUGUAUCAGAAGGAGGGCGUGCUGGCUUCUGGAAUUGAUGGCUUUGUGUAUUCUUUUAUUAUUAAAGAUGGAAGUUACAUGAUCAAGGAUUUUCUUGAGAUUGAAAGACCUGUAGAACAUAUGACAUUUUCUCCCAAUUAUACAAUGUUGCUGAUUCAAACAGACAAGGGAUCUGUUUAUAUCUACACUUUUGGUGAGGAGCCAACCUUAAAUAAAGUCCUAGAUGCUUGUGAUGGGAAAUUUCAGGCAGUUGACUUUAUCACACCUGGAACCCAACACUUCAUGACACUUACACAUUCAGGGGAAAUUUGUGUUUGGUGGCUGGAGGAUUGUUCUUGUGUAAGCAAGAUUUAUCUGAAUACCCCAGCGACGGUUCUGGCUUGCUGUCCAUCCUCCCUCUCUGCAGCCGUGGGCACGGAGGGUGGUUCUGUCUACUUCAUCAGCGUAUACGAUAAGGAAUCCCCUCAGGUCGUGGACAAAGCCUUUCUCUCGGAAUCGUCCGUGCAGCAUGUCACUUAUGAUCAGCGAGGAAUAUUUCUGUUAGUUGGAACAUCAGAAGGAAAAGUCUUUAUUAUCUGUGCCAGCUCCUCAAGGUCAUUUCGGAUUAUUGGAUUCACAGAAGUGGCCAAAGACAUUUUACAGAUAUCCACAGUGUCUCUUUCAGAAACAGACAUAGUGGAAGUGAUGGUGCUUUCCUCGCUUCCGGAAGCAGGGAGAAGCAGGUUGGAGAUGUUCACACUGCCUACAUUACUGCCACAAGUUUCCACAAUUUUUGCUGAUGAAAGAGGAAGGCUGAAAGAUGAAAUCAUUCAUAAGUACCUGUAUGAGUUGGAGCACACUCUGUCCUCUGCAGUCUUGGACUUUCAAAGUAAACAAAUAUAUGGCUUCUGUAGUCAAGUGCCAUACAUCUGUAGCUACCUUCUUCCUAAAGAAGAACAUAUGGGUAUCUACAUUCUUAAACCAUACAAAAAAGUACAAAGCAGACAGUAUGGACCUGGAAUGCUCUAUCUGUCUUCACAUGGAUUGUGGCUCAUAACAAUAGCUAAAUGUGGAAUUCUGUGUAUCCGAGACGUUUACACUUUGGAAACGUUUGCUCGGUGUCGGAGUCAUUCUCACCAGGGUCAUGGGAUUCAGUCAAUGAGAAUUUCAAUGGAUGGACAAAACAUUCUGGUGAAUGGGAGAAAUGAUGGCACCCUUGUCUACCUAAAGUGGAAGCGGUUUGGAGGACUCCUAGCCAGUGAAAUUCUGGACUAUUACCAAAAACUAUUAAUUUCCCUGAGCAGCACCAUGGGCGAGGAGAAUGAUUAUUUAAGCACAACACCAAAAGUUUGCAUAGAUUUGGGAUCCGAUUCUGAACACACAAAACAGAAGGCAAGCAUUGACUCAUCGCAGGAUGAAUUAGUUCCAACUGAUGUUAAGAAGGAAAUUCCUUGGAUACAACAAAAAAGCCAAGAGGCCAUCAAAAAGGAGGUUAAUCUGUUUUCCAAGAAAAGGAAAGAGAUAAAAGAAGGAAUCAAAUCACUUUCCAAAACUAUUCUGAAUAUGAUGGAAGAAAAUGACAAACUAGAAAAUAUUGCAAAAUUAGACCAACAGGAAUUUGGUCUAGAUCUUGAGGAAUUAGAAAGGCUUCAUGAUGAAAGUCAGGAAGAAGUGGCAAAGAUGAUAAAGGAUGUAGAGAUGCAUAACCUAGCCAAGAGCUAUUUGGCUGAACUUAUCAAAGAAGAAUGUUGGAAUUCGAUGGCUGUGAAAGGUCGAGCUCUUAAGUGUUUUCAUAUCCCCUGUGUGGUUGAAAACUUCCCGAUGAAAGCACGCACGGUUGAAGAGCUGAAAGAGUUGGAAAGAGUUUUACAACAAAAGAAGAUUGAAGCAGAGUGUCUCAAACUACGGAAGGAAAUUGUAGAGGCUCAGUCUGGAGUUAUAUUGGUUAAAAAGCGUCAUGAAGAGGAUGAUGAAGAAGAGGAAGAGGAGGACAAGACAGUAAAAUGUAGCAAUUUGCCCAAUUACCUGCUUGGUAGUCUGAGUACUGAUUUUGGGGUAGAUACCUCUUUAUUGUCAAGCCAAUUGCAGCUUCAUUCCAGAGAAGAGAAAAUCAACCAAAUUAUAUUACUGAAAGAUAUCAUUUACAAGGUAAAAACUGCUUUCAAUAAUGAGUUUGAUGCUGCAUAUAAACAAAAAGAGUUUGAAAUUACACGCGUGAAGGAAAGAAAUGUUCGAAUUCGAGAAAUUAUUGUCGAUCUGGAAUUGGAAGAAGCAGUCUGGCAACCAGAAUUUGAAGACUGUGAGAAGCCAGAGAGAACGCUUGUUGUGCAAGAUGAGGAGAUUACAGCCCACAAACACGUUAUGCCGUGGCACAAAGCCAGAGAAGAAUUGAUUGUGAAUCGUGAAACGGAGCGCUGGCUUCUGAUACAGGGUGCCAAUACAAGACUCCGAGCUCUGAUGGACAUGAUGGGAGGAGUUCUGGAAGUCAAGAAGGAAGAUAUUUUGAGAAUGGUGAUUCCUCAACCUGCUUUCAUGGCAAAACCUGAUGCUGUGUGGACUGAAGAAGAAAGAAAACAAUUCAAAGAUUAUGAGAAAAAAGUAAAGGAGUUAAAUGAAGAAAGAGAUAAGUAUAGAAAGUCAUUAGAAGCAGAACUGAAGAAACUUCAAAACUCUAUUCAAGAAAGCACACAGGCCUUUGAUGAACACUUGAAAAGACUUUUUGAAAGGAGAGUGAAGGCAGAGUUGGUUACCAACCAGGAGGAAUUGAAAAUAAGUAACCUUGCAUUUUCUUUACUGUUGGAUGAAGAAUUAAGCUCCAGAGAAAAAUUCCUGAACAACUACCUUACAAGGAAACAGCUCGAGAAAAGCCAGACUUCAGAAGCUGUUCGGAAAUCAAGAGAAGACCUGGAUGUGUACAAGGAGCACUAUGACAACUUACUGGCAGAAGAUAAAGUUAUGGAUCGCAGCUUUAAAAAGGAAUUUUCUGAAAUUCCCGGUCAUCAAGUGGAUAUACUGUACAAACUUUUUAAACGCCGACCAAGGAUUUCCAAACAGAAAACGCACUCAGAAACAACCAGUGCUGUCCCUUUUGGAGAACUACCAGGAUCUGGCAAGUUGAGUAAGGAUGCCUUUGCCCAGUUAAUGAAAGCCAUGGAUGAGUUGGACAAUAUUAGUAACAUGCCAGAAGGCUUGAACCCUUUGGUCUGGAAUCACUUCUGCAUGACAAGACGAGCAAAAGUGGAAAAUGAACAGAAAGUAAAGCAGAAAGCAGCUGACUUAUUGGAAAUGGCAACUUUCCUCCGGAAAAGAGUUGAGGAGGAAGAGAAGGUGCAACAGGAGAUUGAGAGAGUGUUCCAUGAACUCAUCCUAUUACAGGAAGAGAAAGUGAGAUUCCAGUUGAAUUUGACAAUCCAAAUUCUUCUUAAACAAGGACAAGUAGAACUAGAAAAUUUCCAGCUAGUGCUGGAGUAUUCUGAUGCAAUUCUCAUCAACAGGAACAUAAUUGAAGACUUGAAUUCUGUGAUUCGGACUCAAGGACAAAAGAAAAUUGCUAGCAUGAUGGAAACUAAAGAUGUACACAAAAGAAUACUUCAGAUUGAGUGGGAACAUAAGAAAAUGGAGAUGGAAAGGGAAGAUCUAAAUCAGAAGGCUUGGGAUAUUCAGAUGCUAUUUUUUUCAAGAGAUCGCCAAAAGUACCUAAAUGAACCAAACUAUGAGGCUCUGAUUAGUAUUCAGAUUGGAAUAAUGGAACAAACCAUUGCUGUUUUAGAUAAGGAUAAAUCACAUUUUUCAAAAUUAAUUUUGUGGGGUAUCAUGGGAACAAAAAUUUCAGACCCACAAAAAGAAUGUGGAAAACUGCAAGAAACUACUCAAAAAACUUGGAAAGUUCAGCAAUCAAAAAGAUAUAGCAAAUUACACCCUAAGCUGCAAUCUACGAGAAGAGUUGGUAGCUGUCUCAGAGAGAAAAGACAUCUGUAAUGCAAUGGGGUCUAAACUGACUUGCGAAAAGAUUGUCAAAGAACGGUAUGAAAACAUGAUGCAACAGCAGAAGUUAACACAUAUUUCAAAACAACAAGCUGAACAGAUUUCAAUACUACAGACUGAAGUUGAAAGAUUAAGGAUGAAAACGUUUCCUGCUCUUGUUCAAAUGUAAAAACGCUGGCAGGAAAACACAAGGCCAAAUCAAUCAUUUAAAAAAUCAUUUCAUUUGGGUAAAAUGAUUUCCUUUUCUUUCUUACUGAGAAAUUGAAUUAGCAUGUCCUCUUAGUUGCAUGUUUCAGAUAAAAAAUUGUUUAAUUUUAGCCUAAAUUGUAUACAGAUUUUGUCCUGCAUGAAUAAAUGUGUAAAAUACCAUGAAUUGCUAUUUUUAUUCAAGAAUAAACAACACUUGAAGUCAGAAAGUA
Molecule: messenger RNA, 5435 nt
Organism: Macaca mulatta (Rhesus monkey)
Lineage: Eukaryota; Metazoa; Chordata; Mammalia; Primates; Cercopithecidae
Source: RefSeq, a predicted model, not a curated record